Messenger RNA from Aspergillus sclerotioniger CBS 115572, 1969 nucleotides. RefSeq lists its product as uncharacterized. Bases 161 to 1816 code for a protein of 551 amino acids. The transcript is spliced from 3 exons. The record is from RefSeq and is a predicted model, not a curated record. NCBI's taxonomy places the organism in Eukaryota, Fungi, Ascomycota, Eurotiomycetes, Eurotiales, Aspergillaceae.
GAAUCACGCUCUGUGAGUAACAAGAAAAGCAGCAGUCAUGAUGGGCGUCUUGGACAAGGUAGCGUUCCAUAUACUUUUCGGAGAUAGGAAGAAGAAGAUCGACAAGUUUCUUCGCACUACCACACCUGGUCAGUCAGUCAAUGGCUGGUAAAAUCCAAGGAUGAACAAUGCACCUGACCAAAGACAUCCAGACACUGUUCUUUCAGACUUGCACGCCUGCCUUGUCCGGGAGGUUACCACCUCAGUCGCACCGCAAGCUGUGUUCUCCGCGUCUAGUAUCAGGGACUCUCCCCAGAAGCAGCCUUACUGGACGAAGAAGAGUUUCCAAAACCACCUUGCCAGAACCCAUCCGGACACGAACAUUCCAGACACGGCUAUCAAUGUCCUGUGGUCUUGCUUUUGUUUCUACGCCUAUCACCCGUUUCCACUCCCUGAUGCGAGCGAGAGAAAGCUGGAGCUGCCAGCCUUUGAGCAGGGGUUGAUCCUGCUGUCUUUCCAAGGUACACGGCUUCUUGGAACCGUAAAUGAUGAUGGACACGGCCAUUCUUGGGGGUGGAGUAAUGAGCCCUGUAAUUGCAUGCUUAGGAUUAAUCGAAUCUUCCGAGGCAUUAGCUUGAUUGAUGAUCAGUCGAGCUCGGAUCCACAUGGUGCAAGUUAUGACACUUUAAUCACCGAUGAUGUGAUGCAGGCAUUACUUCCAAUAUUCCCUGCCCAUCCCAAACUGUUUCCAUCGCUUAACCAGCUCAAGCCGUUGGCGGAACAUCUCAAGGGACGAACAGACCAAUACCAGAUCAAGCUGAAUGACCUGGCGUCUUUGGUCUGUCUAAUAAUAAGGCUACGAGUCCAUAAGUCGACCUGGGGCCGGGAACUCCACUACGGCUACUUUGGGGAAAAUAGUCCGGAGACAGAGGAGUUGGCUACUAUCUUGGCACGCUCAUUCUGUCAUGGCCAUGACGAAUAUCUGGCCCCCGACUCAGUACUACGGGCUUUACAUAUCCUGCCAAAUCUAGAGCAGUGCUUUCAUCAGCUCUGGGCCGUCAUUUUUCAGCCUUGCACCCCUACACAAAUACCAAACUUGGAAAGUGAAUCAACUCCAGACAUCACUUUGGAUGGAAUUCUUCGUGCAGUAUCAUUAUUUGUCCCUCCAUUCCAGGCUCACGAAAGGACAGAAUUAGGACGAAAGGUCAAUUUGAUCACAUUUCAAAAGCAACAUGACUGGAUACACAGCUUUUCAGACACUCUUGAUCUGAGUCACAUACUCCAUCAAGCUUUCCUUGACGAUCCGAACCGUCGGGCGCAGCUUGUUCUUUUCCUGGGGCAUCAGGCCCAGGACUCGAAAAAGGUAGUUGUAGGGGCAUUCUUCCCUGGCCGUACGCAGACCCCUGCUGCAGAAGAGGGAAAGCAGCUGGAAGAGGUAGAAAACUCGAGGAUUUCCCUUCCACAACUUUUGUUCCAACUUCAGCCCAGCUUCAGUCUGUUUCGCUGGAAUGGAGAGGCCAACAUGUCUUCGUCUCAACUAUAUGACAGUGCCAUAGGGGAUGUCGACCACCCUAAUUGUAUAGGUGAUCCCAAAGGAUCGAAGGUGGGAGUGGAGAUUGACUCCGCCACAAGACAGGCGACUUUUCUGGGAGGCACAGACACCGCCAUAUGUCAGACAGGGGGGUAUGAUGAGGUGACUAGGAAGUAUAAUGGGGCUGAGGGCAUUAACGCGAAUCAGAAGGAGCGAAAAACAAAGUUCACAGUGACCCGUAUAGUGGUGUUUGAUGUUGAAGGUGGGCCAAAUUACGAUUAUCAUUGGGGCUUCGGGCAAGAUUGAAUGACGAAAUCGAAAUUAAGGUAUAGCGUUAUUUUAUGUUUCUAUCUUCUGUAUAGUGUGACGGCAGCCCAGCUCAGUGUCAUAUGGUGCUUAUAUUAUUCUACUUACUCUGUUUAUCUUUCUAUUACCAGUAUUAUUUUCCCUUAAUGUGAC